CCUUGGCUUCAGUCGAAUUUAAAAUUCCGUUUUGUGCACAUCAUUUUGUCCACAUCAAAAAUCUUAAAGAGAUACCCUUUGCGAGAGCAACAAAGGGAGAGUGAAAAAUAAAUAAAGAACGGUUCUAUUGUUGGAGCUAUGCUUAAGUUUCUUUGUUGUAAAAAUUAAUAGAUCAGUCGAUGAAUUACACUUAAAGUCGCAAGAUGUUUAAAGAGCUUAGAAUAUUUUUCAUGUUGCUUUUUUUCGAAGUCAAUGCUCAAUGUGUUAUGGAUCGAGAAUAUUUGAGAAGCAGCAAUCGCGUAUUCACCAUAAAAACGGGAAAUGAUUUUAAGAUGCUGCGGACUAACGAAGUGCCUGUUGGAACCACAUUGAGAAUCUUUUGUUCUCCCACCAAUUUCGUGGACACCACUUGCACUCGCUCACAAGCAUCCAGUACAAUGAUGCAAGCCAACAAAAAGCAAAAGGCUAAUAAUGGUCAAGUUGCAGUGUUUAAUCCAGCAUUACAGAGCCAAAGUUGCGAUGGGGCCUCAAACGCUGAAUGUGAUCCCGAAGCUGAUGAAUUUGAUACUGAAUUGCCGACUUCGAAUCCAAAGGUAUUCAGAUCGAGUCAUAAGCAAAUCAGAGAUGACUCAUGCCCUGAACCAGCAAAAAUGUUUCUUGUUGGAUUCAAGUUGAAUAAAGAUCAGUUUCUUGAGGUAUACAGAACCUGCUAUAACCAAAGUUCUCAAACAGCCUUAUUUUCAAUUCAUGAAAUUGAACCGAGGAGCGCAACUGCAACUCGUACGGGGGAAUGGGCUAAAACAAAAGUUGUAAUUACUGAGAGAGUGUGGAAGCCCGAGGAAAUAUAUUUAACAUUUAAAAAUCUUUUGGGUAACGAUCAGUCAUACGUACGAGAUCCUAAAACGAUAACGGAAGGAAAAAAUUACGUAUUCGCACGUGGCCAUUUGGCGCCAUCAGCUGACUUCGUUUUCUGUAGUGAAAAGAGAGCCUCCUUCAAGCUAUUUAAUGCAGUUCCCCAAUAUGACAAAAUCAAUAGCGGCAUUUGGUGCAAUUCUGUUGAAAAAUGGGUACGCGAGAGUACACUAUUGUAUGGAAAACUUAAGGUUUGCACUGGUGGACUUGGAGUUUUGCAACUUAAGCACAGCACUGCGCCUACUAUGAUCGAUGUUUAUCUGGGUGCAAAUAAACGUACUCCAAUACCUAAAUGGACUUACAAGAUUAUUAAAUCGUACACGAAUCCGAAAUUCCAUUUUGCUGUCGUCACCUUAAACAGUGUUUCAGAUGUGAGAGUCACAUCGCCAUGUCCCUUUAGGUUACCAAAGUUUUGUCGUGGCCUGAAAAUCGAUAAUACUGAUCUACAGUCUGGACAAACUUUCUGCUGCAGUGCCAAAGAUUUUAUUGACGAACAUGUUUCACAUUUGAAGGGAGUUUGCUAAACUUCAAAUACGUUUUGAUAUAUGAAUUUAUUCCAUUUAACCAGAAUGUUAUUCACUACAAGUUAUACAGCAAAUUGUAAUGUAAAUGUAAUAAUGUAAAGGUUUAUUUUCUUUUUUAUAAUAAAUUAAAAAGUUAUAAUAAACAUUUACGUAAAUAAACUAUUUGA
Molecule: messenger RNA, 1603 nt
Organism: Drosophila sulfurigaster albostrigata
Lineage: Eukaryota; Metazoa; Arthropoda; Insecta; Diptera; Drosophilidae
Exons: 3
Coding region: 204-1436 (410 amino acids)
Biological process (GO): apoptotic DNA fragmentation
Cellular component (GO): mitochondrial inner membrane; nucleus
Molecular function (GO): nucleic acid binding; RNA endonuclease activity; single-stranded DNA endonuclease activity
Source: RefSeq, a predicted model, not a curated record